Messenger RNA from Orycteropus afer afer, 926 nucleotides. NCBI's taxonomy places the organism in Eukaryota, Metazoa, Chordata, Mammalia, Tubulidentata, Orycteropodidae. The record is from RefSeq and is a predicted model, not a curated record.
ACGGGCCGGGGCGGGGCACGGCGGCAGGAAGCGGGGCGGGGACUCGCGGAGGCGUUGGGGAGCGAAGGAGGGCGCGGCCAACUCCCAGAGGGACAGCAGGCCGGGAGAGCGGCGCUGGUGCCUGGCGCGGAGCCUCAGCCCGCCGGACGGGAGGCAGCGCCGCCACAGGUCCGGCCUCGGCCCCCAGCCCCGCCAGCAUGGCCGGCCGGACCGUGCGGGCCGAGACCCGGAGCCGGGCCAAGGAUGACAUCAAGAAGGUGAUGGCGACCAUCGAGAAGGUCCGGAGAUGGGAGAAGCGCUGGGUGACUGUGGGUGACACUUCCCUUCGUAUCUUCAAGUGGGUGCCAGUGGUGGACCCCCAGGAAGAGGACCGACGACGGGCAGGGGGUGGUGCAGAGAGAUCCCGUGGCCGGGAGCGACGGGGCAGGGGCGCCAGCCCCCGAGGGAGUGGUCCUCUCAUCCUGCUUGAUCUCAAUGAUGAGAACAGCAACCAGAGUUUCCAUUCAGAAGGGUCCCUGCAAAAGGCCGAGCCCAGCCCUGGGGGCACCCCCCAGCCCAGCCGCCCAGAAUCACCUGCUGGACCCCCAGAUGGGGUCCCAGAAGAGGCUCAGCCCCCACAGCUGGGCCAGGAGAGAGAUCCUGGGGGCAUAACUGCGGGCGGCACCGAUGAACCCCCGAUGCUGACCAAGGAGGAGCCUGUUCCAGAAUUGCUGGCUGCUGAGGAUCCAGGAGUGAGAAUAACAAGGAGAGCCCUCCAAGAAAAAGGCCUGAAGACAGAGCCUAUCAGGAGGCUCCUCCCCCGGAGAGGCCUCCGGACCAAUUCCCGGCCCAGUCCAGCAUUGCCGGUGCCAGAUACCAGAGCUUCUGGAGGAGGAAACAAGGCCCUGAGGGGACCCAGGACAAGCCCGCAGGGGAAGGGAAGGUGA